This is a messenger RNA of Heterocephalus glaber (naked mole-rat), 1472 nucleotides long. It is a transcript of the gene Amn1, whose product is annotated as antagonist of mitotic exit network 1 homolog. Gene Ontology annotation, molecular function: protein binding. Lineage: Eukaryota; Metazoa; Chordata; Mammalia; Rodentia; Bathyergidae. Gene Ontology annotation, biological process: SCF-dependent proteasomal ubiquitin-dependent protein catabolic process. The record is from RefSeq and is a predicted model, not a curated record. Gene Ontology annotation, cellular component: SCF ubiquitin ligase complex.
GCUGUGGCUCCGCCCCAAGGGCGCUCUCUUCCUCCGUAGCCUCUAGCACGAUCACGUCCCCUCUCCCCCUUGACGUCACCAAGAUUUACGCGAGGCGCGCGGCCGAGAGUUGGUUAAUGGUCCCCCGCGAUCUGCUUCUUGUCCUGGACAGUGGAAGAGGCUUCCCAGGGCUGCUGCGAUGUGGAGCCCAGGGCGGGUCAGUCGGCUCCUGGAUCUAUGCCUUUGGUACAUUGUGGAGACUAUUUCCAGGUACAUCACAGACAUUAAGCCUUUGCCUCCUAACAUAAAAGAUGGACUGAUUAAAAUAAUGAGUGUCAAGGGACGGAUAACAGAUUCAAAUAUAAAUGAGAUUUUACAUCCCGAAGUCCAAACUCUGUAUCUACAAAGUUGUGAUAUCUCUGAUACUGCUCUCCAGCACGUGUGUAGCUGCAGAAAACUGAAGAAACUGAAUUUAAGUUCCUCAGAAGGAAACAGAGGUUCCAUAACUUCAGAAGGAAUAAAAGCUGUGGCUUCAUCUUGUUCAUAUCUGGAAGCAGUUUCUCUGAAAAGAUGCUACAGCCUCACUGAUGAAGGAGUCCUUGCUCUUGCACUCAACUGCCGGCUGCUCGAGUUUAUUGACUUAAGUGGAUGCCUAAGUAUCACUGAUGUGUCCUUGUGUGCAUUAGGAGAGAACUGCUCACUUUUGAAGUAUGUGGACUUUUCAGCUACUCAGGUAUCUGACAGCGGUGUGGUUGCGCUUGUUAGUGGGCUCUGUGCCAAGAAAUUAGAGGAGAUUCACAUGGGACACUGUAUUCACCUGACUGAUGCUGCCCUAAAGGCCGUGGUUACUUACUGUCCUCACAUCCGUAUUUUACACUUCCUUGAUUGCCCGCUAAUAACAGGUUCCAGGGAUCGAACUCGGGUCCCGGCACUUGUGAGGCAAGCGGCAGAACCACUGAGCUAAAUCCCUGGCCCCUGUUAACACUAUUUUAAAGUAGAUCAUGCGCGAGAAAUCCUGGAGCAGAAAUUCUUGGGCCCAAACAAACUAAAGCAGGUGAUGUGGACGGUGUACAUUGAUGCUCACAGAAGCUAAGCAGAGCCGCACUUGAGGGCUCAUCGCAGCUGGAUUCCAGGAAACAGGCGAGAGAGCUUUACUUUCCAUUGACUUUAACGCUAUUUUUCAUUGUCUUAGUUCAGCUGUAACUCUCAGAGGUAUCAGCUAAACCCUAGCGUACACCUUUGUGCUCUGAAGUUACCCAUUUUGAUACUGUUAGUACGGGGCAUUGUUCUCACAAGGUGAACCCAGCAGUGAACUCUUACCUGCUUUGAGCCAGGGGAGACUAGUAUGGUUUCUGAAAUUAAAAAGUUUCAACUUAUGCUUUCCUUCAAAGUUUCCUUCUCCUAAGAGUAGGCAUUUGAACUGUUGUAAGAGAAAUUUAGGUGUGUGGAUAAACUUUAGGAGAAUUAUAAAUAAAGUUAUUUCUAAAGCGUAA